AUGGCACCCACUCUGAAUGUGACACACAUCGGCACUGCGACUGCUAUCCUCGAGAUUGAUGGUGUGACAUUUUUGACGGAUCCAUUCUUCUCGCCCGCUGGUACAUCAUGGUCUAAUGACCUUGUUACACUCACAGUGUCUGACGAUCCUGCUUUACGGCUUGAUCAAAUCCCUGUCAUCGAUGCCGUCCUACUGAGUCACGAAGACCAUUUUGACAAUCUGGACAAUCUUGGUCGUCAGAUUUUGGAUGGCCGCCGGGUCUUCACUACGGUCGAUGGGGCCAAGAACCUUGCUCCUCGUCCAGGUGUUCAUGGCAUGAAGGCAUGGGACGUCUUGGAUAUUUCCAUCUCAGGCAGGGAAUUCAAGAUUAUUGCUACUCCCACCCAACACCUUCCUGGAGGCGAAUGUACCGGGUUCAUUGUGACAGGUGAACAUUUUGGAAAGGGCCGCGAUGGACUGCCAAAUGCCAUCUACUUUUCUGGCGACACAAUUUACAUCGAGGAGCUUAAAGGAAUUGCCGAUCAAUAUCACAUAUGCGCAGCGUUGAUGAAUUUGGGAAAUGCUUGUGUUCCUAACUUCGAGGACUCGAGCAAGCCUCCGUUGCAGAUCACAAUGGAUGGAAAACAGGCUGCCAAGCUCUUCCGCGAGCUCAAGGCGGAUGCUCUUGUUCCUAUGCACUACGAGUCCUGGAAACAUUUUACUCAAUUUGGCGAUGAGUUGCGCUCGGUUUUCGAGGAGGAAGGAAUUAGCAACAAGGUCCGUUGGCUGAAUCCUGGAGAAAAGGUUUCUAUCAUCCGAUGA
Molecule: messenger RNA, 801 nt
Organism: Penicillium macrosclerotiorum
Lineage: Eukaryota; Fungi; Ascomycota; Eurotiomycetes; Eurotiales; Aspergillaceae
Product: MBL fold metallo-hydrolase
Exons: 1
Coding region: 1-801 (266 amino acids)
Source: RefSeq, a predicted model, not a curated record